Podarcis muralis (Common wall lizard) is the source of this 3112-nucleotide messenger RNA. The record is from RefSeq and is a predicted model, not a curated record. NCBI's taxonomy places the organism in Eukaryota, Metazoa, Chordata, Lepidosauria, Squamata, Lacertidae.
GCCGCAGGUUGCAGACCCCUGCCCUAGUCUUCUUCCUCUUUACCUUGUGCUCCUUCAUUUUAUUCUCCUGACUGCACUCCUAGACAGGCUGGGGAGCUUGAAUAAUGGAUAGGGAUAAGGUCAGCUGUAACCUGAUUCAAGGGUGCUGCAUUCCUCCAGAGUCUCCUUCCAGCUUUCAUCUUAUCUGCUCUUAUCCCUACUUUUGUGGGAUCAGGUUAGUCUAUUGUCUUUGUGAGUUCUAGUGAAGGAGCAGACUGAGUGCUUGGGGCUGCAACAUGAUGCUGCCUCUAAACCGUCACUCACUCAAACUGCUCCUGUGAUGCAUACCAAAACAGCCCUGGAGGCUGGAGAAUUCCUGGAGGCUGCCGAACUGCAUUUCUUAACAUUCCUGGCAGCAACACCCAAUAGCCCAGUGGGAAAAAUUGAAGUUCAGGAGCUCAUCGUGGCAGCCUUCAUAGCUGCGCUUCAAAGGCAUUUCCCCUCGUAUUAUCUGCCUAAGACUGGGGCAAAGAGCCACCUGAUGUGGAGAAGAGAGCAAAUGAUGAGAGAAUCUUGAAAAUACCUGGGUCCUUGCCAGCUGCCAGUGGAAAGGAUGGUUGUGGAAGUCUGGUUGCAUCACUCGGCUCUUGGAAGACCAUUCUGAAUCCUGUGCUUUGCUGGAAAGCACUUGUCCCUCCCUUGGCUAGGAUGAUGCCUUUCUCUAUAGCCAACCUAUCUGGGAGACUUUGAAGACUGGGGUCCUUCACAAUACAUCACUUCUCAAUGGAACAUGACUUUCAGGUUCCUUCUUUUGCUGCUGUCACUUCCAGCCACCUGCUCAGCCACACCCAUGAAAGGAACCCACUGGAUGAAGAAAUAGAGAGGUGCACUCUGCCCUGCUGGGACGGGACAAAGGUCUGUGAAAAGGGGGUUUCCCAGUGUCAGCCACAUACUAGUUCAGGUAACAGCGUGAGGACCCAGGGCCUGUGGAGUUGCCAGCCUCUGGGAAGGAGCCCUCAUAUCCAGGGUUCCAGUUGCCAUGCGGUUCUUCUUAAGGCGUUCACUUGCAGCAGCUAUUUCCCUGCUUGUGUUCCUGCUCCUCGUAAGUCUGUCUCCUUGGACCCAAGAGGAUUCUGAGACGAGGGAAGUACGACAGUGGGCCCAAGAUGUGGGGCUACAGCAAUUGCACACUGACUGGAACCAACGUAGCCUCCAAAAGCUAGGGAAUGCCACCAACUUCCCGAACAUCUCUUAUCGCUAUCUUGCUGGCAUCCCCCCACCCCAGAAAAAGUUUCUGACUGUGGGGCUGUGUUCUGUCAAGCGGAAGCGAGAGAACUACCUUCUGGAAACCCUGCAGUCUAUCUUUCAACAAUCAACGCGUGAAGAGCUGAGAGAGAUGGUGGUGGUGGUCCACUUAGCUGAUCUAGACCAGGAGUGGAAUUCUCAAGCACUGGAGAAAAUUGCCAAGAGGUUUGCUCCGCAAGUCCUGCUGGGCCGCCUGCUAGUCAUCCAUGCUCCUUCUGAAUACUACCCUCCCUUGGAAGGCCUGAAACGGAAUUUCAACGAUGCCGAAGACCGUGUGCGAUUCAGAUCGAAGCAGAAUGUGGAUUACGCCUACCUCAUGAACUUUGCAGCCAACCUCUCCACCUACUUUCUCAUGAUUGAGGAUGACGUCCGUUGUUCCAAGUCCUUCUCCACGGCCAUCAGGAAGUCUGUGGCAUCUCGGGAAGGAUCCCCUUGGGUCACCCUGGAGUUCUCCAAGCUUGGCUACAUUGGCAAGCUUUACCACUCCAGCGACCUGCCCCGUCUCGCUCAGUUCCUUCUGCUCUUUUACCAAGAGAUGCCCUGCGACUGGCUUUUCGUGCAUUUCCGCCUUCUUCUUACCCAGAAGGACGCGAUCCGUUUCAAGCCGUCCCUCUUUCAGCACAUUGGCCACUACUCUUCCUUCCAGGGCACAGUAAACAAGCUGAAAGAUGAAGACUUUGAAGAGGACCUCUCCACACACCCCGACAACCCCCCUGCAGAUAUGAUUACAGAUAUUAAGACGUUUGAGAAUUACCUUCCCAGCAAGGCUUACAGCAACAUGGAAGACUACUUCUGGGGCAAGGACCCCUCUGCUGGCAAUUCAUUCACAAUUGUUUUUAAGCAAGCUACCCAAAUCUUCCGCAUCCAGAUCCUCACAGGCUCCAAACAGCGCCCAGGAGACUAUCUCCAGGCGGGGAUUGUGGAGUUGGGCACCCAGAAGGGCCGGGGUGGCUUGCGCUGUACUAGCUACACCCCAAUUGGACACUUUGAGCAUGGAAGCUUUGACAAGCAAGGCCUGGAGGGCAGGACUGCCUCUGCCCCCGAGUGUGUGCGCAUAACAGUGACUACGACUCAGAGUGAAUGGCUGAUCAUAAGCAGCAUAAGCAUCUGGACAAAGGCUGGUCCCUGAACUGGAUGACAAUUUUAGUUCAAGCGCUCUCAUGACAAUCUUGUGAUACUAAGGGUGGUAGACUGGUGGGGUUUUAAUUUAGCCGAAGCCAGUAAUUAAACAUCCUACACCAAAUCUGUAAUUCAACAGACGGGAGAUUAGCCUCCAAGCGCAAAGAAGCAUUUGGAACACAGGAUGGAACAAAGAUUUUUUUGCCUUAGGAACUUAGAUGUUCAGGUGGCAGCCAACAUGAUGGACAGUACUAGAGCUAGAGAACUGGUGGACAGUGUCCUUCCUCCACUCUUUUGCCUCCCUAAUGCACAGAUGUGAUUGCAAAAUCACAGCUCACUUCCUUCCCAGGGUGAGUAGCUAUGGGUGGCAGUAAGCCAAGAAAAGUCCUGUGAGGUAGUUUCUCUGUUUCAUCCUCCAGUUAUGUUAACAUUUCUAUGUGCGGCUACACAUUUUUUUAAAAAAGGGAAUGUCAAUGGGAUCAUGAAUAUGAAGAUGGGCACAGGCUGUGCCAAUCUGGUGACACAGAGAACUUAAGGAGAGAAUAUCACUCUUUGGGUGCAGUUGAAAAUACUGCAUUAUUGGUGAAUGCAAAGAUUUGUAACUACCAUAGCAGCUUAUUAUGACCAAGAAUGCAAACUCAGAUGAUGAUAAUAAUAAUAAUAAUAAUAAUAAUAAUAAUAAUAAUAAUAAUAAUAAUAUAUUACUUAU